Ilex paraguariensis (yerba mate) is the source of this 629-nucleotide messenger RNA. Lineage: Eukaryota; Viridiplantae; Streptophyta; Magnoliopsida; Aquifoliales; Aquifoliaceae. The record is from the annotation of a GenBank genome assembly.
AUGGCUGAUACCAGGAGACUUGAGACACCAGAUUGGUAUAUUGAGGCUGAGAAGGCUCACUAUGCUACUCGAGAUCCCAUCACAGCAUUGAAGAAAUACAUGAUUGAAAACAAUCUGGCCAGUGAAGCAGAGUUAAGGGCCAUAGAGAAGAAGAUAGAUGAGUUAGUUGAGGAUGCUGUGGAGUUUGCAGAUGAGAGCCCUGCUCCAUCUCGUAACCAGCUACUGGAGAAUGUCUUUGCAGAUCCAAGAGGUUUUGGAAUUGGACCUGAUGGGAGUUACAGAUGUGAGGAUCCCAAGUUCACUGAAGGCACUGCCCAUGUCUAACUUCUGAAGGCUGAUUGUCUAUUGACACUCAAGCUGGUUUCCAGUAGUUAAUGGAUGCACGGUUACAUUUAGACUUGCUGAUUCCUGAUGGCAAGCACUAGUUUUACUUUCUGAUGUAUCCAUGUUGCCUCUGCCAGCAAGAUUUGUUGCCUAGGUGUGUUUUUAUUCAAAUUUUGGUCUUAUUUGUCUUUUUGAUUUAGUACGGUAACUUUGUUGGUCGGACUAUCACUCUGAAAUGUCAAACUCCUAACCUGUGUAAUGGGGAUGGCUUGUUACUAUCCAGUGUUCAUUUAAAAUUGGCUUUU